Messenger RNA from Fusarium verticillioides 7600, 1797 nucleotides. RefSeq lists its product as hypothetical. The coding region runs from base 191 to 1648 and encodes 485 amino acids. Gene Ontology annotation, molecular function: ATP binding; ATP hydrolysis activity. The transcript has a single exon. NCBI's taxonomy places the organism in Eukaryota, Fungi, Ascomycota, Sordariomycetes, Hypocreales, Nectriaceae. The record is from RefSeq and is a predicted model, not a curated record. Gene Ontology annotation, biological process: mitochondrial respiratory chain complex III assembly; protein insertion into mitochondrial inner membrane from matrix. Gene Ontology annotation, cellular component: mitochondrial inner membrane.
CCCUAUCAAUCUGUACAGUAUUCCUAAUUGACCUUUCUUGUCACUCUUUAAACCGAUGUAAUUGUUUUGUUUCUUGGUUGUGUUUUCUUUUCUCUUCGUCCCUUACAGCUAUACCUCUCAAUGGUCCCUCAAUUGCACCCACCGCUGAGCUUCAAUUGAGCACGUCGCCAACUUGGUGAGCAUUGAGAAGAUGUCUCAUCACUUCCACGUUGGCGCUGCUACCGGGCAGCAUCUUCUCGAUCCAAUGUCACAGGGAAUCGGUAUCAUGAGAGACGUUGUCUCGCGCUGGUCAGAACUCGACAUCACACAGAUCGGAUCGCUCAUUGCUAUCGCCGGAACAGUACCUACAGCCUGGAGAUUUCUCCAUCGCAUAUGGCAUGAAGUCUACGGUACAGUACGGCGUUUCUUUCUCGCAUCUGUGACCAUUCCCGGUGGCGAUCCUCUCAACAGAAGUGUUGUCAAAUGGAUUCUGGCUAACCGGGAACGACACUAUCGUUCAUUCCAUGGACGCACCGAUAUCGGACAGAAUGGAGAUCGCGCCGCAGCCCUGAAAAAGACAAAGCAUUCUAUCCAGUAUUCACCCCACUGGAACACAAGAUGGCUAUUUUAUGAGGGAAACCUGUUUCUUGUGACACGCAGAAUCGACGACUUCAGCUCUUGUUUAUCGGAUCCCAGUUAUGACGGUAUCGGAGGAGAAGAAAUCACUGUGAGCUGCUUUGGCUGGUCGGCUGAGCCCAUCAAGGCCUUUAUCGAAUCAUGCCGGGAGUAUUCAGAUCGACAAACACAGUUUUUUGUGAUCAUCUACGCUCGAGAUCGCUAUGGUCUUUCGUGGAAACCAAAGGCACGGAAACCAAUUCGACAUUUAGAGACUGUUCACUUCGACAAUGAGACUAAACAAGAGCUUCUUGGCGAUAUUCGAAAUUAUCUUGAUCCCAUGACACAGAAGAGAUAUCAGAGUCGCAGCAUGCCUUAUAGACGAGGCUAUCUAUUUUACGGACCCCCUGGAACUGGAAAGUCAUCGUUGUCAGUUGCAAUUGCUGGCGAGUUUGGACUGGAUCUUUAUGAAGUCAAGAUCCCUAGCGUUGCCACGGAUGCAGAUCUGGAACAGAUGUUCCAAGAGAUUCCUCCACGGUGUGUAGUCUUGCUCGAAGAUAUCGAUGCAGUUUGGACAGAUCGUUCAAACUCAGAUAACGGGCAAGAGGGAAGUUCUGCGCCUAACUGCACCCUUUCCGGACUUUUGAAUGUCUUGGAUGGCGUUGGUUCUGUUGAAGGACGCAUCAUUAUCAUGACCACGAAUCAUCCCGAACAGCUGGACAGCGCAUUGGUCCGACCAGGACGAGUCGAUAUGAAGGUUCUCCUGGGCAACAUCAGCCGAAAGUCAGCCGAAGAGAUGUUCAUUCGCAUGUUUUCUCCUGAUCUCGGAUGCACCUCGCAUCUUGAUAUGGAUGAGAUCAAGAAGCUUGCUGCGGAAUUUGGGAAAGAAAUUCCUGACAACACGUUCACGCCAUCGUCAUUACAGGGCUUCUUUCAGUUACAUUUGGAGAGCCCUCGAGAGGCUGCUUCAAGUAUAGGAGCUUGGGUUAAAAGGGAGCUCGAUAGGAGUUCGGAAAAGGAGUUUGAGCUUAUUACUGGUAAGAGAAAGCUAUAGCGUUAACUUAAUCUGUGUAUUAUGUACUGUUAGAUCAUUGGCUUGUACGAUAGGGAUGCAUUCUUUGACAAUUUAUCUACCCCAUUCUUGGGGUUCGUUAGAUGGCUCUCUAGUUUGGGUAUCGCCUUCUGAUUUCCGACUGUCACCAG